Molecule: messenger RNA, 327 nt
Organism: Trachymyrmex septentrionalis
Lineage: Eukaryota; Metazoa; Arthropoda; Insecta; Hymenoptera; Formicidae
Exons: 4
Coding region: 1-327 (108 amino acids)
Source: RefSeq, a predicted model, not a curated record
AUGAAGUCGACUCUAUCCUCAAACAGUAGCGAAAUUUCCACUAACGAAACUACCAUUGAAGAAGUCACGUGGCUGCGCGUCAAUCAUAAAGAAAGAAGAAACGAAAUUUCCACGGAGUGUAUCGCAACUACUCCGAGUCGGACAUUGCGAUCACAGUUAAUCUUAUAUCCGCGAGUGACGUUGUGCAAGUGCUACAGAGGACGAAUAAGAGAGGAGGAAGAGGCUUGGGAUGCAUCGGGAGACGGCGACGUAACCAUGGGAUCAAUUUUGUAUGCAACUCCGCUGCUGCACCGGCAAGUAAUUAAAUUAGUUUUUUUCCUAAUCUAA